AUGGCAUGGAAAUUUCGUGGAAAUGCUGAAUUCGAUUUAAACGCUGGCCGUAAUGCAUUCCGGUCAGAUGCAACAAUUCCUGAUGAUUGGGAGAGUGCUGACAAUGAAACAAUGAUACGUCGUAACUCAGCGAUUUUAUCAUUUACGGAAUCGGUUGAUGCAGAUUUUCCACCAGCUCCGGAAUUACCACCAUCAUUAAAUAUUGAUUUAUGUUAUCCAGACGAAACAAUGAAAAGAAGUGAAACUGCUGAGACAAUUAUUGAGAGGAAACCUAAACAAACGUUACAAGAAAUAGUUAGUGGUACUCAAAAAUAUCCUAUGAUGGUACUUGGUCCAGGUCAUGUUGAUGAAGAACAAGAACUUCAUGCUAGUCUGUUACAUCAGGAUGAUGAAGGCUCCGAGAGUGAUGUUGAAAUUAGUAGCUUUGAAGGGAAACAAUCUUCAAAUAUAACUACUGAAAAAGAGCAGCAAAAAAGACGAGAACGUAAUGAAGCAUUACGUCGUGAAUAUUCGAUAUCGACAUUGGAACGACCACGACCAAUUACACCAACAUCAUGGUGUGUUAUUGAGAAUUACGUAGAAGGUUCCACUGAAGGUAAUGAUGAACCACCACCAAUUGCAACAAAAAAGCAGAAGAUCCAUGUCAGCAUACCCAAUCAUAGUAUACCACAAACACCAAAACGUCGUCGAUCAUCCAUGUCGUGGUCUGAUUUUUAUGAAGCUAUGUCAAUGCAGGCAUCAUCUCAAGCUCGAAGAUCAAUAUCUGGUCGUACUACACCACUACAUGAUUAUGAUGGUGAUAUAUUGGAGGAAGAUCCAAGAUAUCGAAAUGUUGCACCACCAAAACCAGUCAUUCAUCGUCGUUCUUCUACCGAAUGGGAAAAUUUCAUGGAUAAUGGUAAUAAUUUUAAUCAAUAA
This is a messenger RNA of Cercopithifilaria johnstoni, 918 nucleotides long. NCBI's taxonomy places the organism in Eukaryota, Metazoa, Nematoda, Chromadorea, Rhabditida, Onchocercidae. The record is from the annotation of a GenBank genome assembly.